GUCUGCUCGGCGCUCGCACUAAUCGCAAGGGACAAGCGCUCCCGACGGGAGCGGAGCGCUGCCCGCCGCACCCCGGGCAUCCCUCCGGCUACUGCGGCCAGCCUCCCGCCGCUCCUACGGCGUGUUUCGGGCGCUACAGCCCCGGCGCCGCCCCGUGCACGCUGCCGGCCGGCCGGGCAGUCGGGGCAGCGGCGGGCGGUGCGCGGGGAGCCCCGGCCGGCCCGGCGGCGCAGCGGGCACGCGUGGCGGGCGGCCCUGGGCCGGUGGCGGCGGGCGCAGGUGCCGCGGGCGGGGCGGGAGCUGCGGAGCCGCGGCCGGGGGCGCGGCGGGGCGGGGAGCGGCCGGAAGUGACGGGGCCGGGCCGGUCUGAUUCACCUGCUGGGCGGUGCGCGGGGCGCAGCCCGGGCACGGAGCCGCCGCCGCUGCUGGGUGCCCGCCGCGCCAUGGAGCCGCCGCCGCCGCUGCCGCUCGGGGUGUCGCUCGUGCUGCUCUGCUCCGCAGGUCUGACAAGAAGCCUAACUAUAACUUCAGCUGACCAGUCAAUCUUUGAAAAAGCACAAGGAGAGAAAGUUACGUUGCCAUGUACUUUUGAACUCUCAGAAGAAGAUAAAGGCCCACUAGAUAUUGAGUGGGUAUUGAUACCAGCAGAUAAUCAAAAGGGGGAACAAAUAAUAAUAAUGUAUACUGUAGACAGGACUUACGAUCAUUAUUAUGCCGAUAUGACUGGGCGAAUGCAGUUUACUAGUCUUGAUCCCAAAUCUGGUGAUGGUUCAUUGGAUAUCCUGAAUUUAAAGGCAGCAGACACUGGCACAUAUCAGUGCAAAGUGAAGAAGGCUCCUGGAGUUCAAAGCAAAAAAAUACAGUUGACUGUACUUGUAAAGCCAGCACGGACUAAAUGUUCCAUUCAAGGAUCACAGGAGAUCGGAAAAGACGUUACCUUGAAAUGUGUGUCACAAGAAGGAUCCCCACUUUUGUCUUAUGACUGGAGGAGAGUAUCUGGCACACAGAAUCUUCCUGCCACUUCUGUGCUGAAUAAAAAUACAGGGGAACUUCUUCUGAAAAACGCCUCUCGAGAGUAUUCUGGUACAUACAACUGUGUGGCCUCAAACAGAGUUGGCACGGAUGAAUGUUCUGUUGAGCUGAAUGUCACCCCUCCCGUAAAUACAGCCGGUAUAAUUACUGGAGCUAUUAUAGGAACUCUGCUGGGUCUCUUCGUACUGUCUUCUGUCAUCUUCUGUUUCUGUAAGAAGCAUAGAGAGAAGAAAUAUGAGAAAGAAGUACAUCAUGAUAUCAGAGAAGAUGUUCCACCUCCAAAAAGUCGCAGUUCUACAGCUCGCAGCUACAUUGGCAGCAAUCGUUCUUCCCUGGGCUCAAUGUCUCCCUCCAACAUGGAAGGAUAUACCAAAACUCCAUACAGUCAAGUUCCAAGUGAAGACUUCGAACGUGCUCCUGCUCAAAACCCAGCCUUUGCACCUUCAAAGGUAGCUGCACCUAAUUUAAGUAGAAUGGGAGCUGUUCCUGUGAUGAUUCCAGCACAAAGCAAAGAUGGGUCGAUAGUAUAAAAUAUUAAUUUAAAAGCUGUUUUUUAAAGUGUUCAUUGUAAGUACUAGAGAAAACUACUGUGUUCCAACCCUCAUUUAAACACUGGCAUGAAAUUUACCUUGAAGAAAAUAUACAAGUUAGUUUGACAAGCCACCAAUUCUCAUAUUUAAUUGUAAACUUAUUCACACAUGACAGUUGAACUAUUUGCUAAAAGCGUUGAAGUUCAUAAAUAAAUGUCGGACACUGAAGGUAUUUGAACCUCUGGUAGGUUGCUGGGGAGGCUCUGACACUGUCAGCUACUGAACAGUUCUGAAUGUGUAACAGUGAGACGCAGGUGAGAAAUAACAAAAGCAUUUCAUAUGUAGACCAGGAAGUUUCUCAGGGUUCCUGAGACUUUAUUCUCAGUUGUGGAAUAACAGAAAUAUUUUGAUUUGGCCACUGUCUGGUAUAGUUGCAGGGGUCUGAAAUACCAAGGAUGACUUUGAAUUCUGUUCAAAUUGAGUAUUUAUGUGAUUCUUUAACCUGAUGAUGUUUGUUUGGAGUACCUGAGCUCUUAUUUCAGGGCAAACAGUUAUUUGAUUAGUUCAGUUAAUUUAAUUAAUCUGUUCUGAAUUUAAAAUAGCAGUUAGUGGAAGUAUGACAGGAAACCUUGCAAGUUCUUUGAAACACAAAUUUUUCUACAACAGCUAGUUCUGGUCCUGUCAGAUAACUUAAUACUUAGAUUAUCUGAUGCAAGAGGUCCUGUCAGGUUGUUGGUAGAGGGAUCUAAGCUCUAAAACCUAAGGACCAACUGUUACUGUCACAGUAAGAACGAAUUAAUGGAUCUUUAUACAGGUCUUUAAGUUAAUUGUACCUUGCAUUAUUCCAGUGCCUGGUUAAAUACUUAGGCACUGCUCUAAGGUUUGUUUCCCAAAGCAAUUUCCUAGAAGCUCCAUGGAGAUUUGAUGAAACCUGUUAAGUAACUGGUAUUUGAUGUCUGUCCUCUUGCUCUAAACACUGUGAAAACAACUUUUUCUCAUAUGCACCUAAGCAGCAGUCAGUCCUUGUUCAAUAUGCUAAUGUCUGGCUGUAUGAAUUUGCAAGGAGUUCAAAGCUCAUUUUUUCUUGCCUCUUCAACAGCCCUAAGUAUUCUGAGCCAAUGUUCAGACUCUGGAGAGCAAGAGUUUCAUGUAGCUGAGAGGAAAUAAUUACCCAGAAUUGUUGAUACAAAUCUCAUGUUUCAAGAUUGAAAAUGCUUCUUCCCAAUUUUGCAAACUUAAAGCAAUACAGGAGAAACACAACAAUUCCUUGUCUUACUUUCAUGUUUAUUUAAGGACUUCUGGUAGCUUCUGAUGACUGUUGUUAUACACCUGCAAAAGCUCCAUUUAAAACUCAGUACAGUUUGAAUCUGUGAAUUCUUUCUUCCUUCCUGUUUUCUACCUUCUUUAUCUUGUGCUGGGGAGCAGGUGGGGGAGAGUUCUUUUAGCUUACUUUAGCUAAAGAUAUUGAACUGCAAGCUAUUUUGGAAAAGUGUAAAUGAUUAUAGUACAUGCACUGAUGUUAAUGAAGGAAAUAUCUGAAUAGCCUGUUGAAAGAUGUUAGGAUUAUUUGUGUAUAGCAACAGUGAGAGAAAAUAACAUUACCCCAGACUUCUAGGUUUAGUAUCUGCUUAUCUGUAGCUGCCUAUAGAUCUGUGAUAAAUUCUUUGGCUUACUACUAAAUGUUUGUCCUAUCUGUAAACAGGUGCACAAUUUUUGGCUGGCACUAUUAAAUGUAAAGAAAUUCCCCACUGCCCAUGGCAGUGGUUGGUACAAGGUCAUCUUUAAGCUCCUUACAACCCAAACAAUUUCAUGAUUUUAACAUACCCUUCAUACUGAAUUUAGAAACUUGAAUGGCUAUUAAUAUAGAGUUAGUUUUACACACUUGGGACUUUUUUAGAUUGUAAACUGAUACUGUUAGAGAUCAGAUUUUUUAUCUUUCAUGUGUGCCUUGUCAAUAAACUUUACCUGAUUGUAACUUCAGUUUUUAUGAAAUUUCUGGUGCCUAAACAUACUGUAUGAACAGGUGCUUAGAUGAUGGUACAGUUCUUAAAACAUGACACUGUGAUCUGAUUUCUUGAUUCUUAUGUACUAUUUAUACCUCUUCAUGCCUAUUUUUGGAUGUGAACUUCAGUGUCUCUCUCUGUAUUGUUCUGUAUUUCAAAAUGUCACUUAACUCCUUCAAUUGCUAAUUAUGAUUUGAGUGUUUGUGUUCCUGAAAGCUCUUCAGUUGUUGUACCAAUGAGAGGGAUGAUUGACUUUUAUUUAUGUGGUAAAUAAUAGGUUUAGUAAAUGUGCCAAACAUAGCUUCUGAAGAACUAUAGAUGAAGAGACAUCUUUUUGCAUCCAAUUAUUGUGAUAGAAGAGACUUCCAAGAUGUUAAUCACACACUGAUUGUUUACCUUGAAACAAAGGCCUUUCUUAAUGAAAAGGGUAUAGUUACUACAAAUACAAGUUGAGUGCAAGACUAAACUGAAUCACAGACUGAGAGAGAGCUAUAAACUAAAGAACCAGGCAGCAAACCUACUAAAUUUGAUUCUAAGCCUUUAGUGGACCUAUGUGUUUUUUGGUGGUUUGAGGUUUUUUUUAAAAUAAAUUUUUUGUUUGGUUUGGUUUUGGUUUGGCCUGAGACCCUGUAACUUACAGUCAGGUAAGCCCUAGGACACUCAGACUCAGAAACCUGUCUCAGUAAAGCACAUGGAGCAGAGCUUACACAUGCUUGAUGAUCUGUCAGCUUCUGCAAAAUAAUAAAUGGGCAGAAGGACAGCCGGAUGUGCCCUCAGAGCCUGGCUGUUAGGCUUAGCAGCCUUGACAGUGUCUUUCUAUUUAUGUAAUUGCAUGGAAAAAUGAUAGAAAUGGAAUCUGACACAGUCCUUAUCUGAAAUAUAGAACCUCUGACUUGGGGUAAACUCUGCCUCAAGUUGCUAUCAUCAUGCCUUUUUGGGUGGAUGCAACACUACUAUGAAAACAUAAUACUGCUACUAUAAAUUAUUUCUUUUGUCACUAGAUUGUUCACUUACACUGGAUUAUGAUUCUCAAAAGCAGCUACUAUAUUUUAACAAUUAUUUCUAGCUGUGUGGGAGAUGAACUGGUUAAACAUGUGAGGUGUCCGAUGUGACAGAGAGCUCUGCUGACAGAACACUUUUAGGAAGUAAUGGCAGCUGAUAUACCAGUUAGGAGGUGGCAUUUUUAAUGUCUCAUUUUGUUAAAAAAAAGGGGGGGGGAAAGGGAGGGAGGGUGGUACCAUUGUGUAUAUACUCUGAGUGAGCUCAAGAAACCUCUAGUUAAUAUCAUGACUGUAAAAUUGCCUGUUGAGGACUACUAUAUAUAGAAAAGAAACCCCUCAAUUUUAGCAUGGUGUGAAUAAAGUGUUAGACUUGUAAUACUGUAGAGGUUAUGUAACACUUGUCCAUACAUUACAAGAGUUUUCAUCAACUUUCUGCAGUAGGUAUUUAAAGAUACUUGUGUGGAUCUUCCUUCCCUAAAAACAAAUACUUCUUCCAAAACUGUGUGGUGCACAGAAAUGCCUUGUUGGAGGGGUAAAACAUGACUUUUGAAAGAAAUGUACAACGCAUACGUCUUUCUCAGAUCUUGAUAGUCUCAUUCAUGUUAGAUGUAUGCUUCCUGUUUAAUAGUGCAAGUAAGACUUCUGAAUUGCAAGAUUUUCUGUAAUGCUGAAUAUUGUAUAUUACUGGUUUCCAUGACAAGCUUUUAGUUUUGUUCUGAGCAGUGUAUAUAUUCUGGAUCGCUCUAGGUCUUUGUUCCAGUCUAAAGAUAUUAUGCUAUUUGUGUCACUUAAACCUUGUUUUAUACACUUGAUAGGUGCUUUUUGGGGCCCUUUGUUGAAUAGUCCCCUAGCACUGAGGCAUAGCUCAGCUGAAAUCAGAGCAAUAACAACUUCCUGGGAUCCAAAAUAUUGCAAUGUUGUGUUACACUUCUCAUGCACAAAGCAUGGACUUUGAACAUUGAUAUGAAUUUCAGUAUGAGGUUUUUAUAUUCACACUUUUGGGGAAAUGGUAUUUUAAAAUACAGGUAUUGUGAGUGAAUUUGUAAAAAAACAAAAUCCAAAAUUUUAAAAUGCUCUAGUUCCAUGACAGACUUGUGUACUUUUUGAAAUAAAACUGUUGGAGAAAGCAGUAGUCUGUCUUUAUUUUAAAGCAGCACUUGUAUAUGGCUUCACCUUUUUUUUUAUGUAAUUGGAAGUGAACUAAUAAAUAUGGCUGUGUAUA
Poecile atricapillus (Black-capped chickadee) is the source of this 5788-nucleotide messenger RNA. It is a transcript of the gene CXADR, whose product is annotated as CXADR Ig-like cell adhesion molecule. Gene Ontology annotation, molecular function: cell adhesion molecule binding. The transcript has 7 exons. Gene Ontology annotation, cellular component: bicellular tight junction; basolateral plasma membrane; intercalated disc. The record is from RefSeq and is a predicted model, not a curated record. NCBI's taxonomy places the organism in Eukaryota, Metazoa, Chordata, Aves, Passeriformes, Paridae. Gene Ontology annotation, biological process: homotypic cell-cell adhesion. Bases 444 to 1562 code for a protein of 372 amino acids.